Staurois parvus is the source of this 429-nucleotide messenger RNA. The record is from the annotation of a GenBank genome assembly. Lineage: Eukaryota; Metazoa; Chordata; Amphibia; Anura; Ranidae.
UCUCCUGUACAGUGUCUGCAGUCUCUGGUCAUCUCCUGUACCGUGUCCGCAGUCUCUGGUCAUCUCCUGUACCAUGUCUGCAGUCUCUGGUCAUCUCCUGUACUGUGUCCGCAGUCUCUGGUCAUCUCCUGUACUGUGUCCGCAGUCUCUGGUCAUCUCCUGUACCGUGUCCGCAGUCUCUGGUCAUCUCCUGUACUGUGUCCGCAGUCUCUGGUCAUCUCCUGUACUGUGUCCGCAGUCUCUGGUCAUCUCCUGUACUAUGUCCGCAGUCUCUGGUCAUCUCCUGUACUAUGUCCGCAGUCUCUGGUCAUCUCCUGUCCUGUGUCCGCAUCUCUGACCGUCUCCUGUACCACCUCUGCAGUCUCUGACCGUCUCCUGUACCACCUCUGCAGUCUCUGACCGUCUCCUGUACCACCUCUGCAGUCUCUG